GACACUUCACCAGGUCUAAGUUGCAUAAACAAUAAUGCACUUGGAAAUGAAAAAGCCUUAUCUUCUCAUUGAUUUUUCUGAGUACUUACGGAUAAAUGUGUACGUAUUAGGCGCUGUCUUCUUACAGCUCUGCAAACUUCUAAGCCUUGAAGAGCACCCAAUUGUUCAAAAGCCUGUAGACCCUAGCCUAUUUAUUCAUCGGUUUGUGAACCGUUUAUGUGGUAAGAGUGAGACGAAUCCAAAUCUUUCCCGUACUGCACUUCACAUUGUUGCUAGUAUGAAGCGAGAUUGGAUGCAGACAGGGAGAAAACCAAGUGGGUUAUGUGGAGCUGCACUUUAUAUAGCUGCUCUUUCAUAUGGGCUGAAGUUCUCUAAGUUAGACAUUAUCAGGGUUGUACAUAUUUGUGAAGCAACACUGACAAAGCGUUUAAUUGAGUUUGAGAACACUGAUUCUGGGAGCUUAACGAUUGAAGAGUUCAAUGUAAGGGCUUUGGAGCUUGAAAAAGAGCAGAUGUUUAUUGCUGCACAAUACCCUGUGUCAAAAGAAUCUGGAAUGAGUGAAUUGCUGUGUGAACACAAAGGAAGUGGAAUGCCUUCCUUCGCCCAUGGCCUUUGUGAAAGCUGUUAUACCGAUUUUAUAACACUUUCAGGUGGGCUUGAUGGGGGGUCAGAACCUCCAGCCUUUCAACGGGCAGAAAAGGAAAGGCUAAUGGCAAAGGAAUCUGACGAUAAUAACCGUGAGGAUUUAGAUAUACUCAUGUCUUCUGAAGCUGAGAACAAUGUCAGUGACCUUGAGUCUGCUAAAGGACAUGUUAAGAAUGCAAAUGGGAAUGAAGCAUCGCUGGGAAAGGAGUCUGAAUUGAAAGAUUUUGAUUCUACACCUGAAGCUAUGCAGGAUGGGCCUCCUCAGUAUGAAUCAGAUAGAUUUUCCGACAUCGAUGACGCAGAGGUUGACACAUAUUUACAUAAUGAAGAGGAGAAGCGGCUGAAAAAGAUUAUUUGGGAGAAAAUGAAUAAAGAGUAUCUUGAGGAACAAGAAGCUAAAGAAGCCGCUGCAUUAGCUGAAAAAAAGGCUUUUGAGUCUAAAUUCACUGAUCCUGAGGAGAUGGAAGCUGCACGAAAGCUUGCUGCAGCAGCUGCAGCUGCUGUGUCUAAGUCUAAAAAGGAAAAGCAACAGCAAAGAGCUGCAGAAUUGAAGAAAUCUGGUCCUGCAAAAACUGCCGCAGAAGCCACACAGAAAAUGCUGAGUAGAAAGAGGAGCUCUAUGGUGAACUUGGAUGUAUUGGACACACUUUUCGAUGAACCUCCUCUUCCUGACAAUCUCAAGAAAAGCCGGAAUGAUGGACUGGACGAGGAUGUUGACCUUACAGAAGAUGGAGACGACUUUAUAACAGAGGAGACCGGAGAAGAAUGGAUGGCCGGUGGAGGGGAAUAUGGCAAUGAGGAAAACUAUGCCGAGUACGACCAAACAACCUAUGAUUACGAUGAUGAAAACCAAUAUGAUGAUGAAUAUGGCAAUGACUAUUGAACUGGUGGAGGGGGAAUAUGGCAACGAGGAAAAAUAUGCAGAAUACGAAACAACCUAUGGUUUUGAUGAUGAACAACACAAUAUGGUGAAUGUUGCGAGGGCUAUUCGAUUGUCUGUACUUGUUCAUUUUUGCUCAUUUUAUACAAUAUGUAGUAGUUCAGUAAUUUGUAUACAUGUCCAUUUGUGGUGUUUGAGAUAUAUUUAUUGUUUAUAUAAUCUAGUAAUUGUACUGUUCUUUCACCU
Cuscuta campestris is the source of this 1771-nucleotide messenger RNA. The record is from the annotation of a GenBank genome assembly. Lineage: Eukaryota; Viridiplantae; Streptophyta; Magnoliopsida; Solanales; Convolvulaceae.